AUGCCAGAAAAAGUAGAAAAAGAACUGGUCACCUACCUGUUGCGAGCAGCAGAUAUACAUUUUGGUUUAACUCCUACCGAAGUAAAAAAACUUGCUUUCCAGCUAGCAAUUAAAAAUAAUAUGAAGGUUCUCAAUUCUUGGGUUGCAAAAGGAACAAGCUGGCAACCUCAAGCUACUAGUUUAAGUCGAGCGACAAGUUUCAAUAAGCAGAAUGUUGCAUCAUUUUUUAGCAAUUUGCAGUACUGUAUGCAAAAAUACUCGUUCUCACCAAAUGACAUUUGGAACAUGGACGAAACAACUGUACAGCAACCUAAAAAGGUUAUUGCGAAAAAAGGAUUAAAACAAGUAGGAGCCAUCACGUCAGCUGAAAGAGGAACUCUUGUAACAUUAGCAUGCACAAUAAAUGCUAUUGGAAAUAGCAUUCCACCUUUUUUAUUUUUUCGUAAAAACUUUAAAGAUCAUUUCCUAAUCAGUGCACCAACAGGAAGUGCAGGAGAUGCAAAUCCAAGUCGUUGGAUGAAAGAAGAAAACUUUGUAAAAUAUCUAAAACAUUUUGUAGGCAAUACAAAAUGUACUAAAGAAAAGCCUUGUUUAUUGUUGCUUGACAAUCACGAAACCCAUCUUAGUAUUGAAGGAUUAGAUUUGGCAAAAAAUAAUGGAAUAGUAAUGCUUACCUUCCCUCCACAUUGCACACAUAAGUUGCAGCCCUUGGAUAAGGCAGUUUAUGGUCCUCUCAAAAACUAUAUAAAUACUGCUAUGACAUCAUGGUUAGUAAUGAAUCCUGGAAAAACUGUUACAAUAUAUGAUAUUCCAAUAAUAGUAAACAUUGCAUUUUAA
Messenger RNA from Hydra vulgaris (swiftwater hydra), 837 nucleotides. The record is from RefSeq and is a predicted model, not a curated record. Lineage: Eukaryota; Metazoa; Cnidaria; Hydrozoa; Anthoathecata; Hydridae.